AAUGAACCUGCUUCAUGUGACAACAUGAGGAUUUUAAAGUUUCAGUCCGGAAUUCCGGAUGAACUGAUAUCACUCCUCACAGUUUAGUCUCAGCAGAGCUCCUGCCCCUCGAAGUGUUUCAGGUUUGCGGAUUUCAAUCAUGUUUCUCCAAGUUCUGCUCCUCCUCCAUGCCUCAAGAGGAGCUUUUUCCUCCAUCUCAUGUUAUAAUGACCAAGGGAAACCUGUUGACUGGUAUUACUUGUACAAACUCCCACACGAGCGUCAUACACCUCUGGAAGAGGGACUGAAGUAUCUUUUCAUGGAUGUAGAGAGUGAAGGAUGGACGGAUGGGACUACUUUAGUUAAUGACACCCAAAGUGCUGUUGGCAGAACAGUAGGACCUUUAUAUGAGGGAGGUGAUGUUGGAUACAUCUUAUAUAACGACCAGCCACCAGAACAGAAGCAGGUUGAAGGCGCAAGCAGGAGUUGUGGCCACACCAAAGGAGUUGUCGUCUUUGAUAAAGAGCAGGGAUUCUGGUUGGUCCAUAGCACUCCUCAUUUCCCUCCUCCUAAAUCUGAGGGCCAGUUUUCAUACCCCACUUCAGGCAUAAGUAAUGGCCAGAACUUCAUCUGUGUCACAUAUCCGUUCGAGCGCUUUCAGACCAUAGGUGAGCAGCUGAAAAUCAAUCAGCCUCACAUCUUCGACUGCAGCAUCCCUGGUUCACUGGCCGCUGCUGUUCCUGCUAUGGCUCAGAUCUGUAAACACGCAUUGGACAGAUGGGACAACACUUCCUCCUCCCCUUCCAAUCGCAGCAUCUCACUCCUCUCACUAGCCAAAACAGAGUUCAUCAGCUUUGCAAAAGGUGCAUCGUUUGCCAAUGACUUGUAUCACUCCUGGGUGGCUCCUACUCUUCAGUCUAACCUGCUGGUUCAGUUCUGGCGUCGCUCCACCGGCAUCCUGCCCUCGGACUGCUCUCCAAACUGGGAAGUCCUCAACAUAGACCUCAUUUCCCCAGGCCAGAGCGUCACAUUUAAGGCCACAGAGGAUCACUCGAAGUGGGCCGUCAGCUCCAGCUCUGGGACGUCUGGCGGCUGGGUCUGCGUUGGAGACAUCAACCGAGACGAGGCGGAGGAGAAGAGAGGUGGAGGUACAGUGUGCCGUCGGGACACUGUAGUGUGGAAGGCCUACCGCUCCGCUGCCCUGCAGUGCGAGAGCUGCAGUGGAGAAGUGCAGACGUGCGAACAAGCCCAACGCUUUCGCUGAUGAAGCUGGACUCAGCAGAAAGAACAACACAAUCUCAGCAGUGCAGGUGUAGGUGUCAAACAGGUACAAUUAUGAGGUCAAACGCUUUUGGUAAUAUGCGAAGGAGUAUACAGGGUAAUUCCUUUAAAACACUCCACUUUUUUUGGACAUUUU
Messenger RNA from Danio aesculapii, 1396 nucleotides. RefSeq names its product deoxyribonuclease II, lysosomal (gene dnase2). The coding region runs from base 140 to 1243 and encodes 367 amino acids. Gene Ontology annotation, biological process: apoptotic DNA fragmentation. The record is from RefSeq and is a predicted model, not a curated record. Gene Ontology annotation, molecular function: deoxyribonuclease II activity. Lineage: Eukaryota; Metazoa; Chordata; Actinopteri; Cypriniformes; Danionidae. The transcript is spliced from 7 exons.